UUGAAGUAGUAUUGAAGUACAGUAUAUAGUAGUAGUAUUGCAGUAAAAGUAGUAGAAGAAUGUUGAUGGUGUGAAAGUGACGCAGGUGAAGGAGAGCGAGAGAGAGAGAUGGUGUUUGAGGGCGAGAGAGUGUGUGACCUGACGUAUGAGAGAGACCUGAUGUAUAAAAGAGAGAGAGAGAGAGAGAGACCUGAUGUAUAAAAGAGAGAGAGAGAGAGAGACCUGAUGUAUAAAAGAGAGAGAGAAAGUGAGUGAGUGACCUGACAUAAAAGAGAGAGAGUGUGUGUGUGUGUGUGGUCUGAUGUAUAAAAGAGAAGAAGAAAGAAGAGAAGAAGAAGAAGAAGAUGUUUGGUGAGCGGGUAGUUAGCGUGCUGACCCUGACUGUGGUGCUGAGUGCGGGCGUGUGCUCUCCAGCACCUCCUCCUCCUCUUCAUCAUCAUCUUCAUCUACCUGGAGACUACGGAGUCAAACUGUGUGGGCGACAAUUCAUCAGAGCUGUCAUCUUCACCUGUGGAGGAUCUCGCUGGAGGAGAACCUUUGAGGAAGUCCAUUGGAGAGACAGGAGUGCAGCAAACACCUUCAACACCCGCAGCCUGGAGGACAUCUUGUCCACGCCUCUCAUCCUCUACUUGCAAGCCGCCCAGGACCACCCCGCUCACAGUACUGCUAGUAGUACUUGGAGGAGGAGGAAGAGGAGGAGGAGGCAGCUGUCCCUGGGCGUCGCAGGCAUCUGCUGCAGUGAAGGAUGCACCAAGAACGACAUCGGACGAUUGUGUUGACCGCACAACUUUGUCAUCGCUGCGCUUUUUGGCAACUUUAAAAAAAAAAAACACACACAAAACUUCUGCCUCUUCUUUGGAGAAGCAAUAAAUGUUUACUUUGAUGACGUUUGUAUUAAAAUACUGCGUGUAUAAAAUACACAUGUUUACUUUGAUGAUGACAUCACAAAUACUGCAUGUAUUCAAGUUCAAGUCCCACACACACA
Molecule: messenger RNA, 985 nt
Organism: Entelurus aequoreus (snake pipefish)
Lineage: Eukaryota; Metazoa; Chordata; Actinopteri; Syngnathiformes; Syngnathidae
Gene: rln1
Product: relaxin 1
Exons: 2
Coding region: 345-779 (144 amino acids)
Cellular component (GO): extracellular region
Molecular function (GO): hormone activity
Source: RefSeq, a predicted model, not a curated record